Messenger RNA from Cherax quadricarinatus, 1571 nucleotides. Lineage: Eukaryota; Metazoa; Arthropoda; Malacostraca; Decapoda; Parastacidae. The record is from RefSeq and is a predicted model, not a curated record.
AUAGUAAAAGCAGCAGUAAGCAACUAGACGCGGGAGGAGGAUGAUGCUCGCGUGUCGCGGCUCAACACCGCAGUGAGUGCAGUGAUGAUAUGUUGUGUUAGUUGAUGAAGUGCCCAGUGUAAACUAAACAGCCCUUAUGGCGACACCGGACUACAGCCCGCACCUGAAACGCGUGCUUCGCUCGUACCAAACUGCAGCAAUGACCAGUCUGCAUGGUCCAGGACCUAACUCUUACCUCACUGACACGGCCCUCAAUAAAAAGUUAGCGGAGUAUGAUGAGGAACCUCCUUCCAUCAAACUGCUGGAUGCUCACACUAAACAUGAGAUCUACAAAGAGCUCAGUUUCAAGAAGGCUCUCCUCUACGAGGACUCACGCAAAAACAAAACUGUGGACAAAUGUCUGAGGUGUGUGGAUGAUAGCGAUUGUAGGCGGGCUUCUACACCCACUCCGCCCACCACCCACACGCCCACCACUCAGAUCACCACCUUUACGCCCACUUCUCCCACCAGGGAGCCUCGCCUGCCAGAUGUCAAAGACGUUCCUGUAGAUACCCCCAGCACUGCCAUCAGUUCUCCCACUGCCAAUGUCCGGAGCACCAGCAGCGAUACUUGCAGCGCCACCAAAUGCGCCAACACCACCACCAGCAGCACCUCCAGCAGUAGCGGUUGUGUUGGAGGAUCGUGGGUGGAGCCUGGGGUGUUCUUAGCCCCAGCUCCCUUUCCACCACAGCCCUGGCCAGUGCUUGCUGCUGCCGACAAAGGCUCCCCUGGGGCGGGACCCACACGGGAGGAGACUUUACUCGACGGGGAGCCUAUCGCCUGCUUCAACGUGGGCGGGGAGAAGCGUUUGUGCCUGCCACAGAUCCUGAACACGGUGUUGCGAGAGUUCUCCUUGGGACAGAUCAACUCCGUGUGUGAUGAACUGCGGAUCUACUGCUCUCGUUGUACUCCCUCCCAGCUGGACGCCCUGCGUGUUGCGGGCGUCCUGCCACACACUGCCAGGUCCUGUGGACUCAUUACCAACACGGACGCCCAGAGACUGACCCAAGCCCUGCUGCACGCCCACCCUACCCGUGCACCCGCCCCGGCUCCGUCACAGCCGCAAGAACACCCACACCUACGUGUGUACCACACCUGCUUCGGCAAGUGUAAAGGUUUGGUAUGGGAUGAGCUGUACACGAGUGCUGGUGCAGCGUGUAUUGAGUGUGAGGAGUGCCAUGGGCUCCUUCCUCCAGCCCGCUUCGUCUGCCACGCCCACAGAGCACUAGAGAACCAGACUAUUCACUGGGGCUUCGAAGCUGAACAGUGGCGCACCUAUCUCCUACUAGCCAAGGAUCAGCACCUGCCUCUAGAGAAGGCCGAGGCACAACUUAAAACCUUUAAAAAUAAAUUUGAUCCAUCUGGUGCCAAUUACAAGCGCAAACAGGUUGAAGCGUGUCUGCCCAAGAUAGCGCACCAGGGACAUGGCGCCCUGUUUACGAUGGCGGACACGGUUCUGGCAGGUUUGGCUGUUAUUACGUAUUACUCAGUACAAUCCCUCAUCCUGGCGAGGAGCUCUUGAGUCCCUCUUC